AUGUCCUCCUCACAAUCCACCUCGCAACUAAAACGCAAGCAACAAACUAUUUCUAGCUUCUUUUCCAAGAAGCCCGUCGCCCCGAAUGGUUCUACGACUACCACUCCGAAAGGUGGUCAUGUCAAGAGGACAAUUGGACAUGCUCGGGUUCACGAGGCGCCGAGCAGUGAGAUGGAUGGGGUGGAUGGGGCCCAUGAUGCUGCAGUAAGACAGGAGGAGGAAGGUGAUGAUGAUUAUCAGAUUAUUCUUCCAUCGAGGAAGCGUAUCAGGAGUAACGGGGAGGUUUCGACUUUGCAAAGUGGAACACUCGCAGAUAUCGAUAAGGGACAUAGCACCAAGAAGGAAAACGAGCUGCAGAUGGGGAUAAUGGGUAGUUCUGAUUCUGACAGAGCUGAAAAGCCUGUGAAAAUUAAACCUGGAUCUUCGCGGACCGAAAAGUUUCGGUUCUUCAGCUCCUCUCUACCUUCAUCUAGUGAUCAGAAGGGGAAUGGAGGCCGUGACGUUCCGUAUACCAUUUCUGCGGACGGUGAUGCAUCUGAAGACGGCGAUGAGGAACAGAAAAGAAAACAAGCUUUGCACCAGAAGUUUGUGAAGAGGUUAGGCGGGCCAGAUUGUCUUCCGUUUUCGGUGAGCCGAGUCGACGCGGGCGAUGCUGAAGAGGUGGAGGGCGCUGAGAGUGAUGCUGAGGCUGAGGCUGAGAUUGCGCCGGUUCCUCAAAAGGGGAGGGGAGGAAAGAGGACCACGACGGGGAAGUUGACGCCGAUGGAGAGACAGAUUAUCGACAUUAAGAAAAAGCAUAUGGAUACACUUCUAGUUGUGGAGGUUGGGUAUAAGUUUCGUUUCUUUGGCGAGGAUGCGCGUGUUGCGGCGAAAGAGUUGAGUAUUGUGUGCAUCCCUGGAAAGCUCAGAUUUGAUGAACAUCCAUCGGAAGCUCAUUUGACUCGCUUUGCCUCUGCUAGUAUUCCGGUGCAUAGAUUACAUGUUCAUGUCAAGCGCUUGGUUGCAGCGGGCUACAAAGUAGGCGUGGUUAGGCAACUUGAGACUGCCGCAUUGAAGGCUGCCGGUGAAAAUAGAAAUGCACCUUUCGUUCGCAAGCUUACGAAUCUCUAUACGAAAGGGACUUAUAUUGAUGAUGUGGAAGGGCUCGAGGAAUCUAGCGGCAACUCAGGCAGCGCGUCUACUUCCACGGGUUAUUUGCUUUGCAUGACCGAAAGUAACGCCAAAGGCUGGGGCAAUGACGAAAAGGUCCAUGUUGGAAUUGUGGCUGUCCAGCCGGCGACUGGAGAUGUUAUUUACGACGACUUCGAGGAUGGGUUUUUGAGGAGCGAAAUUGAAAUGCGCUUGCUCCACAUUGCCCCAUGUGAAUUUUUGAUAGUGGGCGAAAUGUCUAAAGCUACAAAGAAACUUGUGCAGCAUCUAUCUGGAAGUAAAACAAAUGUAUUUGGGGAUAAGGUACGCGUUGAAAGAGUUUCGAAAUCGAAAACAGCCGCGGCAGAAUCCCACAGCCACGUAUCUAGUUUUUAUGCAGGUCGGAUGAACGCCAAGGGGACAACUGGAGAUGUUGCGGCAAGCAAUCUACUAGAAAAGGUUCUGAAACUGCCGGAGGAUGUCACUAUAUGCCUUUCCUCAAUGAUCAAGCACAUGUCUGAAUUCGGGCUGGAGUAUGUAUUUGACUUGACGAAGUACUUCCAACCGUUCUCGGCGAGAUCACACAUGCUGCUGAACGGAAACACGUUGACCAACUUGGAGAUAUAUCAGAAUCAAACAGACCAUACGUCGAAGGGAAGUUUGUUUUGGACUCUCGAUCGCACAAAAACCCGAUUUGGACAGCGUUUAUUGCGUAAGUGGGUUGGAAGGCCUUUGCUCGAUAAAACGGAAUUGGAGGAGCGUGUUUCUGCGGUUGAGGAAUUACAAGACCCCAGCAAGACAGUGCAAAUUGAGCGGUUGAAAGGCCUUUUGUCAAAAAUAAGGGCGGAUCUAGAAAAGAGCUUGAUACGUAUAUACUAUGGAAGGUGCACACGACCCGAACUUCUCACAGUCCUACAAACGCUUCAGUUGAUUGCAGACGAGUAUGUGCAUCUUAAAUCACCGGCAGAUUUAGGCUUCUCAUCUCCAACAAUCACCACAGCCAUUGCAGCUCUGCCGGCGAUACGCGAUGAUGUUGUUACAUACCUCAACAAGAUAAACGCAGAGGCCGCGAAAAAGGAUGACAAAUACUGUUUCUUCCGGGAAGUAGAAGAGACGGACGAAAUUACUGAAUCUAACCUUGGAAUCGCUGAUGUACAGCACAGACUGCAGGAGCACUGUACCGUUGCAGCGGAGAUUCUGGGCAAGAAAAAAGUGCAAUACACGACGGUGGCAGGGAUCGAAUACUUAAUCGAGGUAGAGAAUAGCCCCUAUAACCUUAAAAAGGUACCAGCCUCAUGGCGGAAGAUUAGUGGCACAAAGAAAGUCUCCCGAUUCCACACACCUGAAGUGGUCCAGUACAUGCGAGAACGCGAUCAGUACAAGGAGGCCCUGGCUGCCGCUUGUGACAAAGCAUUCCACGCUCUCCUGGCCGACAUAUCAACGAAAUAUCAAUCAUUCCGUGAUUGCAUCCUCGCUCUAGCAACGCUGGAUUGUCUCCUAUCGUUAGCCAACAUAGCAAGCCAGCCAGGUUACAUCAAGCCUGCAUACACGGACAAAACCCGCGUCAGCGUCCAGCGCGGCCGUCACCCCAUGGUUGAGCAGCUUCUGUUGGACACCUACGUACCAAACGACAUAGAGUUGCAUACCGACGAGACGCGUGCCCUUCUGGUAACGGGUCCCAACAUGGGCGGAAAGUCCAGCUAUGUGCGUCAGGUAGCUCUAAUCUCCAUCAUGGGCCAGAUCGGCUCGUACGUCCCCGCCGACUCUGCAACUCUAGGCAUGCUUGACGCCGUCUACACGCGUAUGGGGGCCUUUGACAACAUGUUGGCGGGUGAGUCAACAUUUAUGGUCGAGCUAUCUGAAACGGCCGACAUUCUCAAGCAAGCCACGCCGCGUUCACUCGUUAUUCUCGACGAGCUGGGCCGUGGCACCUCGACGCACGACGGUGUAGCCAUCGCGCAGGCCGUGCUGGACUAUAUGGUGCGAAACCUUCGAAGCCUCACGUUGUUUAUCACGCAUUAUCAGAACUUGAGUAGUAUGGCGCGUGAAUUUCCCGGGGGUGAGUUGCGGAAUGUGCAUAUGAAGUUCACUGAGUCGGGGAUGGAUGGGCAGGAUAUUACUUUCCUUUACGAGGUUGGGGAGGGCGUGGCACACCGUUCUUACGGCUUGAAUGUAGCUAGGUUAGCUAAUGUGCCAGAUUCGGUGCUAGAGGUUGCAAGGGCAAAAUCUGCCGAGUUAGAGGAGAAGAUUAGGAAGAAGAAGAUGCUAGCGUUAGCUAAAGUGGCUAAGGGGUUUAUCAAUACUGAUGGUAGCGCUGGAGGGCCUGCGCCUGCACUUUUAGAAAGGGUGAUGGUAGGGCUGGAGCAGCUAUGA
Messenger RNA from Histoplasma capsulatum G186AR, 3501 nucleotides. Its product is annotated as DNA mismatch repair protein msh3. Gene Ontology annotation, cellular component: nucleus. Gene Ontology annotation, molecular function: ATP binding; mismatched DNA binding; ATP-dependent DNA damage sensor activity. Lineage: Eukaryota; Fungi; Ascomycota; Eurotiomycetes; Onygenales; Ajellomycetaceae. The record is from RefSeq and is a predicted model, not a curated record. The transcript has 3 exons. Bases 1 to 3501 code for a protein of 1166 amino acids. Gene Ontology annotation, biological process: mitotic recombination; mismatch repair.